UUAGUAAGGGUCACAUGACGCGAGUAGCUCUGCUGCGUGAGCUGAGCUUUCUGUUGCACAGUAGCUACAAACAUUUCUGAUGCUAGCUAACGCUUGAUUCUGUGUUUUUUAUUUCUUCCAACUUACAGAAGUAGCUUUACUUCACAACAUAGUACUUUGUAUAGGUCUAGUCUUAGAGCUAUAAAGCACGGAGCCGCGCUUUUGUUCGUAUUUGGACGUUUUUCUUUGCUAGCUAGCCAAGGUUAGCACCUUAGCUAACAUUAAUAUCAACAUGAACAUUGACAACGUUAAUCAAUCUGUCACCACCGGAGUGCCAUCUACGCCGUCUUCAACUUCAAGCAACUGUAUCGCAAACGAUAAUGCAACGACCAAUGUCAGCAGCAUCCCUUCGGUCACCAGUAAUGCUUCUGCAUCUGCCGCCAUGGUGACACCAUCAACAGACACAUCUGUCUCCAACGGUGUCUAUAUGCCUGGUGGCAUCACCAAUGGAGAUGUAAAACCUGCAGUCUCCACCACGCCCCUGGCAGAUUUCCUCAUGCAACUGGAAGAGUACACUCCCACAAUUCCUGAUGCAGUUACAGGGUACUACCUCAACCGGGCUGGCUUUGAGGCUUCUGACCCAAGAAUAAUCCGUCUGAUCUCCCUUGCUUCUCAGAAGUUUAUAUCAGACAUUGCCAAUGAUGCGCUGCAGUACUGUAAAAUGAAGGGCACGGCCUCAGGAAGUUCAAGGAGUAAGACAAAGGAUAAGAAGUACACUCUGACUAUGGAAGACCUGACUCCUGCCCUCUCAGAAUAUGGCAUCAAUGUUAAGAAACCUUAUUACUUCACAUAGAAUUAACUGUCCCUGAGGCUUUUUGCUUUUGCUCAGUUUAUCUCCCUGCUGACCGAUUAGUCUGUUAACACCUUUAUUGAUAAACGUUUUUUGAUCACAGUGCUUUAGUACAGCUUUGACAAAUCUUUGUAGUCACUUUGCAAUUUGUUAUUUUUUGUGGAGCCACCUUUCUGUUAUGUUAAAUUGUACCAUUACAUUUUAUUGUGGAAAUAAAACUGCUAACAAAAACCUUGA
Messenger RNA from Toxotes jaculatrix (banded archerfish), 1066 nucleotides. RefSeq names its product TAF10 RNA polymerase II, TATA box binding protein (TBP)-associated factor (gene taf10). Gene Ontology annotation, cellular component: transcription factor TFIID complex; nucleus; SAGA complex. Gene Ontology annotation, molecular function: promoter-specific chromatin binding; RNA polymerase II general transcription initiation factor activity. The transcript is spliced from 5 exons. Gene Ontology annotation, biological process: transcription initiation at RNA polymerase II promoter. NCBI's taxonomy places the organism in Eukaryota, Metazoa, Chordata, Actinopteri, Toxotidae. The record is from RefSeq and is a predicted model, not a curated record. The coding region runs from base 272 to 832 and encodes 186 amino acids.